Messenger RNA from Penaeus vannamei (Pacific white shrimp), 662 nucleotides. Lineage: Eukaryota; Metazoa; Arthropoda; Malacostraca; Decapoda; Penaeidae. The record is from RefSeq and is a predicted model, not a curated record.
UGCCGCCCACGGUGCUCAGGGUCGGCAUCAUACCAGGUGGCAGCACGGACGCCACCUGCCACGGGACCCACGGAACGAGUGACGUCACCACAGCCGCUCUGCACAUCAUUAUGGGCGACAGCCGCAGCGUGGACGUGGCGGCGGUGCACGGCCAGGGGCAGCUGCUGGGCGUGGCCACCACCAUGGUGUCCUACGGGUACUUCGGCGACCUCCUGCAGUCGUCUGAGCGGUGGCGGAAGCUGGGGCCGUCGCGGUACAUCGUGUCUGGCCUCCUGCAGGUCAUCCGCAACAGGUCGUACGAGGGGCAGGUCCGCGUGCGGUACCCGGCCACGCCCCUCGCGCAGCCGGACGACGCCACGCCCUGCAGCCAGCACUGCGGCGUCUGCUCGAAGGCGUCGCGGGCGGCGCCCCUGCCCGGCGAGUGGCACCAGUUCAGCGGCCGUUGGAGCGUCCUGACCUCCGCCGUGGCCUCGUGCUCCUGCCGGCUGACCCCCCACGGCGUGUCCCCGUCGGCGCACCUCGGCGACGGCUGCGCUGACCUCAUCCUCGUCGCCGGGGGGUCAAGGUUCCGCAUCCUUAGCUACUUGUACAGGACGAGCUGCACGGGCAAUUCGGUGAGUGGGGUCACUCUGAUUGCCUACAAUUCCAUGAAAUACCAGUGA